Molecule: messenger RNA, 1385 nt
Organism: Rhipicephalus sanguineus (brown dog tick)
Lineage: Eukaryota; Metazoa; Arthropoda; Arachnida; Ixodida; Ixodidae
Exons: 5
Coding region: 234-1163 (309 amino acids)
Source: RefSeq, a predicted model, not a curated record
CGCGUCUUCGUCGUCUAGGCAACCGCGACCGCCGCGCGCGGAGCAGCUCUGUGUACCACGUGACUUUUUUAACGCGCGGCCGAAAUACUCUCCCGCUGAAAAGGCGGCAGCGUUCGACCUCGACGGUUGCGGUUAUAGUGUACUAGAAUAAUCGUUGCGGUAGUUGCGGUAGGCAGUUGUCAGUUUCUUUCGACAACAUUAGCCUGCUUCAACCGGCCAAGGGCAUCGUCGAUAUGAGUGGAAUGUCGGUAGCCGACCUAGUCAAGUGCCGCGACGCCUCCGUGCUGCUGGGUGCGUUCAACAUGCAUACCAACGACGACGGAGACGACGAAAUCCACGACUUUUUUUUCGCUCCCGGACUCGAGCGUCUGGAGCUCCUUUGCUGGGUGCUCGUCGCCAUCGACCCGUCGGGAAAACACGAACGAGAACUGAACACCGGCGAGGACAGCGCAGCGGCACUGACGAAGCGCGCGACGUCAGUGCUGUCGCAUCUGAACCCGCGUCGCGUCAAGGAGUUCGCCGCUUUCGCCAGAGGCACGGCUCCUGUAAGCAAACAGAAGCCCAUCUGGGAGCUGCUCCUGGGCACCGCCGAGUUCGUCCAGAAUCUUGAGGAGGGAUCUUCGGGGUCCUCUGCCGCAUCUUGCGCAGCGGACAUGACGUUCAAGCCCACGGUGGCCUCUACGCCCAUGCCGCAGGCUGAGCCGACUGUGGCCUCAUUGUCUAAUAUGAAGCACGAGGGAAAGGCUGCCAAGUGUCUCUGGCAAUCUGAUGACCUGGCUGCACCUGGAGUAAAGUCAGCAGCUGGGACAGAUCCUGUAGACCAUGUGAUUGAGCAGCUGGAGGAGGCGAUCCUGGUAAGCAAGAAAAGGCUGGCUGCUUUGGAGGCAUCCCAGGAGCCCGAAGAGCCACCACUGGACGCGCCGCUCUGUGCGAGGUACCGUCGAGCUGCCGAGGAACUUGCCAGGGCUGGCGAUUGCAUGGCACAGGUGCCUCCACCUCGCGUGCCGCCUGUGGUACUUGACGAGGAAGGCGAGAAGCUCAUUGCAGACACCCUGAAUUUCCUCAGGGCCUUCAGGAACAACGUGUGCUACGCAACUCUGCUCAACGCGAUGGAAGGCCAUGCUCAGAAGGGCAGGUCACGUGACACUGGACCCAAGAAGUGAAUAGGUGGACAAGUGAAAGCUACCUUCCGUGAAAAAUGCAUGGACUGCACGUCCAAGGGGACCAAGCGAAGGAGAAAGGGCACUUCAAGGAAGAACAUUGACGUGCACCCACAAACUCGAAUGCACCCAAGGCUAUGGUAGUCGAGAAGAGUGCGAGAGUUUCUUAUUUAUUUAUGCUUUCAGUUCUUUAGUUACUUUAAUAAAUUUAUUGCAAAAUGCGCA